AUGAAUGCAUUGAAUGUUAAGUCUACUGGUUCUUAUGUUAGUGUCACUCAAUUAUCUGAAGUAACCAAUGGACGUAUUGGCCAACUACCGAAUGGUACAUUAUUACUAUCCAAUGUUGAUGAAUCAGAUCCAAGAGAAUUUUUAUGUUUUCUUAAACCAGGUAGAUUAUCAACUGCUGCACAACGUAGUUCAGCAGUUAAUUUAGAAGUACAUAUACCUGCACGUAUUGACCCAUUGGAUGCCGUGGAAAAAGUUCGUGGUUCACGAUUCAAUUUAACUUGUAGUGUACAUGGUGAUCCGGAAGAUUUAAAAGCAUCUUGGUAUUAUCGUUUAUCACCGAAAUCACGUUGGCAAAUUAUUGAUAAACCAUGUGUUGUACCAUUGGCUUACAUUGAGAAUGGUUCUCGUAGUAGUAGUAGUAGUAGUAGUAGUAGUAGUAGCGGUGCUGCUGCACAACGUCACAAUGAUGGUGUCACAUUGGAUUCUUCUGAAAUUGAUGAUAGUACUAAUAGUAAUAAUAAUAAUAGAAUAUAUUCUGAUCUUCAAGAUUUAUCAUAUGAUACUUCAGACAAAUCCUCUUCUUCGACGUCAUCAUUAUCAUCUACCGAAACCAACAAAGAUUGGACUCCUAGUUUAGCGGAUUGUCAAAGUUAUGCAACUGAAGGUUUAGAAAGUGGUAUAUUAUUUCGUCAAAUUUCAUUUUUUAAACCAAAUAAACGUGGUUUGGAUAAACAAUUACAAUUUUUAAAUUUAAAAGAAAUUCAUAUGGGUGAAUAUUUAUGUAAAGCAUCAAAUAAAUACAACUAUAAUUCAUUUGGUCAACUUAUUGAAGUGGAAGCAUUUGUACAAUUAACUGUUAUUUCUGUACCGGAUUCUGUUCAAUUUGUUUAUAAUAGUUCGAGAACUACCGCUACAAGUGUCUCAUUCGCAUGGUUGCCACCGUUACGUGAUGGUAAUAAACCGAUACGUCAAUAUCGAAUUCGUUAUUCACAUUCUGAGCCAAGUGUUGUUGUCAAUAGUCCAGUGUCAUCGAUACAACAGCCUAAUGUUACAGAGAUUGAUGUUUCAGCUAAUCAACAUCACAUUGAAUUGAAUAAUCUUCGACCAUAUACAAAAUAUCAUAUAACUGUAGCUGCAAUCAACGAUGUUGGACCAAGUGUGGAAAAUGCUCUUGCACUUACUACUCAAGAAGCGAAACCCGAUGGUCCAGUUCGUCGUCUAAUAGCUAAUGGAACUGCCUCGGAUACAAUUAUCAUUAGUUGGGAGAAUCCAGCAUUGGAACAUUUAAAUGGUAAUGUUGAUCGAUAUUGGAUCUGUCGACAACGUAUUAAAAAUAGUUUAAGCAAUGAAGAAUUAGCAGAACUUCCAUGGCCUGAUGAUCCUAAUGAUGAGCAUAGGUAA
This is a messenger RNA of Schistosoma turkestanicum, 1401 nucleotides long. Lineage: Eukaryota; Metazoa; Platyhelminthes; Trematoda; Strigeidida; Schistosomatidae. The record is from the annotation of a GenBank genome assembly.